UCCUCAUUAUCCGGACUAUUCAGCGUCAGAGCUCUUAAAUCCAUUGAAGAAUUUUACAUUUGUUUUCUUGAAAGAACUCUUUAAAGAGUUUAAACAAGUAUUUAAAGAUGAUUUCGUUCACGUGGGGAUGGACGAAGUGAAUUAUGGUUGUUGGCAAUCAAACCCAGAUAUCGCUAAAUUCAUGAAAGACCAGAAUAUGACAAAAGUAAAUCAAGUGGAAGAGUAUUACGUGAGGAAAACAUUAACCAAUGUUAAAGAUGUUGGCUAUAAUACAAUGCUAUGGCAGGACCCGGUUGACAAUGGCGUCACUCUCGACAAGGAUUCAAUUGUAGUGAUUUGGAAGGACACCUAUCUUGACAGCAAUUUAGAUCUCUGGCAAAACUAUAUCUCCAAAAUCGCUAAGAAUGGUACCGAAAGUGAAAAGGAUUUAGUGAUUGGCGGAGAAGUGUGUAUGUGGUCUGAGUUUGUGGACGGCACUAAUGUAUUGUCCCGAUUGUGGCCUCGAGCAUCGAGUGCUGCCGAAAGGUUAUGGAGUAAUAGUGAGAGCACUCAAGAUGUGGACACCGCUAGACUAAGACUGGAUCAGCACAGGUGUCGAAUGCUUAGGCGAGGAAUACCGGCCGCACCCAUACUUAAUGGCUAUUGCGGUGAUUACGAGUGGGAAAUGAAUAAUCAAGAAAAGUUGAUGGAUUUGGGGGAUAGGGGUGUUCAGGCGACAACAUGUCCCAAAGUAAUUUGGUGGUCAUUUAAAAGGGAUUAUGAUACUUGCUCUAAAGACACCAAUAUAUAA
Messenger RNA from Medioppia subpectinata, 790 nucleotides. The record is from the annotation of a GenBank genome assembly. NCBI's taxonomy places the organism in Eukaryota, Metazoa, Arthropoda, Arachnida, Sarcoptiformes, Oppiidae.